Messenger RNA from Trichophyton rubrum CBS 118892, 1107 nucleotides. RefSeq lists its product as uncharacterized. The coding region runs from base 1 to 1107 and encodes 368 amino acids. Gene Ontology annotation, molecular function: metalloexopeptidase activity. Gene Ontology annotation, biological process: proteolysis. Lineage: Eukaryota; Fungi; Ascomycota; Eurotiomycetes; Onygenales; Arthrodermataceae. The record is from RefSeq and is a predicted model, not a curated record. The transcript has 3 exons.
AUGAAGGUCUCUGCUAUCGCUGCUGUUGCUGCUCUCGCAGCAGUCGCUGUUGCUGGCCCCGUUCGCCCAUCGGGUGAUAAGUACUUGAUCGAGCUUGGCCCAGGAAAGACGCAAUGGGUUACCAAGGAUCAGAAGCACAAGAUGAGGGCUGCUGGACAAACCUUCAUUGAUAUCACCAAUGAAAUUGGCACUAACUUCGUCGCGUCCAAGCCAGUGGCUGCCAACUACCCCAAACAGAUUGCCCACUCCUCCAUGGUUUCGUCCAUGAUCGCCAACCUCUCCAAGGAGAACCUCAUGCGUGACCUGCAGGCCAUGUCUGAGUUCAACAACCGCUACUAUGAAUCUCAGACCGGUGUUGAGUCUGCCAACUGGCUGAUGGAGCAAGUCAAGAAGGUCAUUGACGAGUCUGGUGCCCAGGGUGCUAAGGUGGAGAAGAUCGAGAACCAAUUCAACCAAUUCAACAUCAUUGCCACCGUCCCUGGAUCAUCUGAGUCCACUGUUAUUGUCGGAGCUCACCAGGAUAGUAUCAACCAGGAGGAUCCUAUGGGCGGCCGUGCCCCAGGCGCUGAUGACAACGGAAGUGGAUCCGUUGUUGUUCUUGAAGCUCUUCGAGGAGUUUUGGGCUCCAAGGCCUUCCGCGCCGCUAACAACACCAACACCCUCGAGUUCCACUGGUAUGCGGGUGAAGAAGGUGGCCUCUUGGGCUCCCAGACUGUCUUCAGCAAGUACAAGAGCGAUGGCCGUCAGGUCAAGGCUAUGCUUAACCAGGAUCUUGCUGGUUUCAAGGGCCAGGGCCAGGAGCAGUUUGGCCUCAUUACCGAUAACACCAACCAGGAGCUAAACCAAUUCUGCAAGAUGAUUGUUGAGAAAUAUGCCUCCAUCCCAAUCGUCGACACCGAGUGUGGAUAUGCCUGCUCUGACCACGCCUCUGCUGACCGCAACGGUUUCCCAGCAUCCAUGGUUGCCGAAACCGCUUUCGAAGACUCCAACCCACACAUUCACUCUGCUGACGACACCGUUGAAUACCUCGACUUCGACCACAUGCUCGAGCACGCCAAAGUUGCUCUUGGCUUCAUGACCGAGCUCGGCAUGGCUUCCAACUUGUAA